Coniophora puteana RWD-64-598 SS2 is the source of this 1738-nucleotide messenger RNA. RefSeq lists its product as uncharacterized. Gene Ontology annotation, biological process: phosphatidylcholine biosynthetic process. NCBI's taxonomy places the organism in Eukaryota, Fungi, Basidiomycota, Agaricomycetes, Boletales, Coniophoraceae. The record is from RefSeq and is a predicted model, not a curated record. The coding region runs from base 86 to 1453 and encodes 455 amino acids. The transcript has 9 exons.
CUAGAGACCAACAACAACCCCACCCCGCAGCGGCCUCUCCUGCAUCCAGCACCCAUCCUAGCUCAUUUUACGACUUCUUACGACAAUGGCGUCGACACCGCCUUCUCCCUCUUCGAGGACAGAUUCCCCUGCCAGUCAGUCUGGCUACUUCUCGGCCCCGUUUGAGCGGUUCGUUCGCGAUGAAGUAUCAGAUUGGGCUGGCGCAUUCACGCUGCUCGAUACGAUGGAGACGUACUUCGACUCCCGCAUAGACCUCCUCCAGCGACAAAUCCAGAAGCACAGCGAUCGGCUCAAGCUGAAGGCGGAGGGGGCUAUUAAGACUCGGUAUCCUCAGAGCGAUGUGCUCGCUGAGAACUUUGACCGCGAAAUCAAGAGCUUCAAACUCAAGGUCUCAGCGCGGAUGACGAAGCUCCUCACAUCAUGGCAUUCAGCAAAGGUCGUUCGGACUCGCGAAAAGAUCUCGUUCUUCUUCGGUGUGAACGUUCUGCUCUUAUCCGCUCUGCUCUUUGGCCUUGCACCACAGUGGAUUCAUAUUUCGUAUACUAUCCAGGGUCUGUACCUCCUCCCGUUGCGCGCAUACAAGUACAAGAAGCGAAGCUGGCAUUAUUUCCUGUUCGACUUGUGUUAUUAUGUGACCAUCCUGAACUUCAUCUACCUCUGGAUUCUUCCCGGAAACACGGCGCUCUUCGUGGCAUGUUACUGCCUCUCACACGGUUCGCUGGCAAGCGCGGUCAUCACGUGGAGGAAUUCGCUCGUGUUCCACGACUCGGAUAAGGUCACCUCGUUGUUCAUCCACAUUUACGCGCCCUUUACCUUCACUGUGAUUCGGCACUUCUAUCCUGGCGCCGAGGAGCGCUUCCCGGCGAUAGCGCAGUUGCCACAUCUCAAUCCAUUCAAGGCUAUGUUCCUGAGCGGCGCGAUUUAUGUCAUAUGGCAGCUACUGUAUUGGAAGUUUGUGCUGGUGGACCGUCGCACCAAGAUCGAGUCUGGGCAACGCACGACCUCGUUUUCCUUCCUCCUGAACGACAAACGCGGAGCCAUUGGUCGGAUGCUGAGCAAAAUCCCUCCUCAAUAUCGCAUACUUUCUUUUAUGGGCGGCCAACUUGUGUAUUCCAUUUUGACUGAGCUUCCUGCGGUGUACCUCCUCUACGACAGCCCCUUUUGGAGCGGUGCCUUCCUCGUAUCCAUCUUUGCCGUUAGUGUCUGGAACGGUGGAGGGUUCUAUAUUGAAGUAUUUGGCCGCAAGUUUGAACGCGAACUCGAAGCACUGCGCAAAGAACUUUCCGAAGUUAGCAGUCGCUCUGGGCGUUCUAGUCCCACCAAUGGUUCUCUAAGUGACGGUGAAAUCUUGAUUGGCUCUCCAGUCAUGGAAAACAAAGCCCAACUGCCCUCUGAAUCUGAUGAGCUGCUUCUCGAGUCAGUCACACAGCUCGCCGAGAAGAAGGAUCAGUAGUUUGCCUCGCUGCUGUCCAGCUGAUCGGUCUCUCAACACAUUUCCGAGGGCUUGGCCUCUGGGCGCCUUUGCUUUCACACACCAGGUGAUCUUGUGUUUUUCGUUUAGAAGUACUAGUGUUCCUACACACGGAUCUGUAAUGCUCCCCCAAUGUCGUCUCUACACCCUCUCGCUAUGCUAUCUUAGGCUACCUAUCGCUAUUCGCUACACUCACGCUGUUUGGUUUCUUACUUGCUUGCCGAUAUUCUACCCUGUAAUCGGACUUUCGUGCAAUCGAUUUCCGCC